UGAACGACGUGUUGAACAAUUGCAGGCUUUACAUUUUAUAAUGAAAUUUUUCCCUUUAAAGAUACAAACAAAAAUGAAUCAUUUUGCAGCACCUAUUACAUGAAGUUUAUUGGCGUGGGCAGUAAAAAUGGGAUCUGGAGCAUCAAACAUGUUCUCACAAAAUCCCAUGAAGAGAAACUUACCGUCUGAAGAUGUUCCAUCCUUUAAAAUUGUCCUUGUUGGAGAUUCAAACGUGGGGAAAUCAUCAAUAUUUCUUCGUUUCACAAAGGAACAAUUUGAUUAUAGUUAUCAGCCGACAAUGAACGUAAAUAUAGGAAAUGUUACCAAGAAGGUUCAGUUACCUUUUGAAACAUUGGUAUCACUAGCAAUGUGGGAUUUGCCAGGAAGAGAAGAGAUUGAUUUACGACGAAGUUAUUAUAAAGACAUUGAUGCUGCCAUAGUUGUUGUGGACUUAACUGACGAAGGUAGCAUUGACAUGGCUGGCACAUGGAAACAAGAUGUUCUAAACAACAGUUUCUACACUGAACAAUCAGAGCAUGGAGAAAAGAUACGAAAAAAAAGUAUGAAGUCUCAAAUGCAAGUUCCAAUUUUAUUACUUGGAAACAAAUUAGACCAGAUUUCAAAUGAUGCUGAAUCACUUAAUCAACCAAUUGAAAUCCAAAUGUUAGAGGAUACAGCACUGCAACAUAACUUUGUUGGAUGUGUGGCUGUCUCUGCCCGUGAUAGUGACGGAGGAGUGCAUGCUGCUAUACGUUCACUGGUCCGUUACUUGCUUCAAAAGAAGAUGCCGAAAAAGAUAAAGCAGCAAACCUCUGAAAGCACAAAUUUAAAAGAUGUUUUCAGCGAUCCAAACCAACAUGGAAUAUUUGCGAGAAAUUUAGGGAGCGUGGAUGAUCAUGCUUAUGAGCAAUUAAAAAUAUGCAGAAUCAAAAAAUUUGAUGACAUUUUUACCAUGUGUGACAAACAGAUCAAACAAGUGGAAAUAUGUUGCGUUAGUCUGCUUAUUGCGGUAAAGAAUUUUAAACGCGCGUGUUGCGUGUCUGGCGUCACUGACACAUAUAAAGCGAGUAUAGAAGAAUGCGUUACAGGUUUAAAAGAUUCAUUACGACACGGAGAAGAAGAAAUAUUAAUUGCGAUUGAAGAAGCAGGCUUUAUCAAGCUUAAAGUUGGUAAUAACAGCAGUGACAUUCCUGGACCAAUCAAAAGAGUUCUUGACAUUUAUGACAAAGAGGUGGGCAAAACGACGAAACGUGUCCUGACUCAAUGCCCGACACUCAAGAUAAACAUCACUGAUCAUUUGAACGAACUGAGUGCUCUUGAAGGAUCAGCAUUAGACAAAGCAACUAACCAAGGUUUGAACAAAAAGCAGGCCAAGAUUUCCUUGCAGGUUAUCAAGGAUAAUAUGGUUCGAAUAUCAGAUACUAUUGAACUGGCGAAUGAAUCAAUGAAGGUUACAGACGACCAGUUCAAGAAGAUCAAGAAUGCAAUGAUGUGGUGAAGCCUGUUUGUCGUGAAUAAAGUAAAAUGUUUCUCAGUGUUUAACAAUGUUUUUACUCGUACAAAAGAAACUAAACUAUGUGUUUAAUUUUUGUU
Molecule: messenger RNA, 1593 nt
Organism: Hydractinia symbiolongicarpus
Lineage: Eukaryota; Metazoa; Cnidaria; Hydrozoa; Anthoathecata; Hydractiniidae
Exons: 9
Coding region: 128-1498 (456 amino acids)
Molecular function (GO): GTP binding; GTPase activity
Source: RefSeq, a predicted model, not a curated record